Molecule: messenger RNA, 1314 nt
Organism: Leptosomus discolor (cuckoo roller)
Lineage: Eukaryota; Metazoa; Chordata; Aves; Leptosomiformes; Leptosomidae
Source: RefSeq, a predicted model, not a curated record
CUUCCAAUUGAAGAUUUGUGCAGCCUGACAUCCCAGUCACUAACUGUUACGCUGACGGCCGCGAUGCCAGAAUCCACAGAGGAUGUCCUCUUGAGAGGAUUUGCCAUGCUGGGGAUGGAGGAUGAAAGAAUUGAAACAGCACAGCAGUUCUUCUCCUGGUUUGCUCAGGUACAAACACAGAUGGAUCAAGAUGAAGGUGCCAAGUAUAGACAGAUGAGGGAUUACUUGUCUGGCUUUCAGGAGCAGUGUGAUGCUAUCUUGAAUGAUGUGAACAGUGCCCUUCAGCACCUGGAGUCACUGCAAAAACAGUAUCUUUUUGUGUCCACGAAGACAGGAACGCUGCAUGAGGCCUGUGAACAACUUCUGAAAGAGCAGUCGGAACUUGUUGACCUGGCUGAAAAUAUCCAGCAGAAACUUUCUUAUUUUAAUGAGCUGGAAAACAUCAACACAAAACUGAAUUCCCCUACGCUGUCCGUGAACAGUGAAGGAUUCAUUCCCAUGCUGGCUAAGCUUGAUGAUUGUAUUGCAUAUAUUUCAUCACAUCCAAAUUUUAAAGACUAUCCUGUAUAUUUGAUUAAGUUUAAACAAUGCCUUUCUAAAGCUAUGCACCUUAUCAAGACGUACACUGUGAAUACACUACAGAACCUCACAAGCCAGUUAAUGAAAAGGGAUCCUUCAGCUGUGCCAAAUUCUGACAAUGCCUUCACGCUGUUCUAUGUAAAAUUCAGAGCAGCUGCUCCCAAAGUCAGAACUCUUAUUGAACAAGUAGAGCAAAGAUCUGAAAAAAUGCCAGAGUAUCAACAAGUUCUCAAUGAAAUUCAUCAAUGUUACCUCGACCAGAGGGAGCUUUUGCUUGGUCCGAGUAUCGCUAGCACUGUUACAGAAUUAACCAGUCAGAACAACAGAGAUCAUUGUGCUCUGGUACGAAGUGGUUGUGCCUUUAUGGUCCACGUAUGCCAGGAUGAACACCAGCUUUACAAUGAGUUCUUCACAAAACCAACACCAAAACUGGACGAACUCUUGGAGAAGUUGUGUCUUUCAUUGUAUGAUGUCCUGAGGCCAAUGAUCAUCCACGUCAUUCACUUAGAGACGCUUUCUGAACUCUGCGGGAUUCUCAAAAAUGAAAUGCUUGAAGAUCAUGUACAAAAUAACGCUGAACAACUGGGUGCGUUUGCAGCUGGUGUCAAGCAGAUGCUAGAAGAUGUACAAGAGCGUCUUGUCUAUAGGACACAUAUUUACAUUCAGACUGAUAUCACAGGCUACAAGCCUGCUCCUGGUGAUCUUGCAUAUCCUGACAAGUUGGAAAUGAUGGAG